Acanthosepion pharaonis is the source of this 951-nucleotide messenger RNA. The record is from the annotation of a GenBank genome assembly. Lineage: Eukaryota; Metazoa; Mollusca; Cephalopoda; Sepiida; Sepiidae.
AUGACAACUGGCAAUGCUUCAUCAUUUCUUUCUGCUACUUUCUGUGAAGAACUCUUGAAGGAGGGAAUCUCUCACAGCUUUCGUUAUCUGCGUCUUUUACUUUGUAAGACUGGAUUCACCUGGAGACAAUGUGACGACCAACAGACUUUUCUUUUAGAACACUUAGACGUCAAGCCUUACCCAGUGAAGAUUCCCGGUGAUAUGGUAUUUUCGCUAAACAUGACGCUGCUUCGGGAACUAAAUGGUUCUGAUAUCUUCAUUUCAAUCUACUGGAAAACUUUCAUGGGGAAUAUCAGGAUUCCUUGCCUUUUCAAUCUGGGUUCAUGCACCUACAGGAAUGCGUGUACCCUCAUGGAUCGAAUCAUCAAAGAGAAUUGGGGUGGUUUCACGUCAUCUUUUGCUUCACAGAUAAAAAAUAUCUUAAUAAACAAUGGCGUCAGUUUGUUGUGUCCGGUACAGCCACAAGAUAUCCGGUUGCAGAACGAACGAUUGCGCAUGCCCACCAUUCCAUCAUUCCUGAGCUAUUUCACCGGCGUGAGUAAUCUUUCUUUCUUUCUUUCUUUCUUUCUUUCUUUCUUUCUUUCUUUCUUUCUUUCUUUCUUUCUUUCUUUCUUUCUUUGUACACUCUUCUUUCUUUCUUUCUUUCUUUCUUUCUUUCUUUCUUUCUUUCUUUCUUUCUUUCUUUGUAAAAUAUUUCUCUCUUUCUUUCUUUGUAAAAUCUUUCUUUUUUCUUGUACAUUCUUUCUUUCUUUCUUUCGUUGUAAAAUUUUUCUUUCUUUCUUUUUUCUUUUUCUCUCUUUUUUGUACUUUUCUUCUUUCUUUCUGUGUGAAAUCUUUCUUUCUUUCUUUUUUCUUGUACAUUCUUUCUUUUUUCUUUCUUUCUAUCGUUGUAAAAUUUUCCUUUCUUUCUUUUUCUUUCUUUUUUGUACACUCUUCUUUCUUUCUUUGUAA